ACUCUGGCAUUUCUCCCUUUUAUUUUUUUAGGGAAAUAAUUUCCCCCAGUUAUUAUACACAACCAUUGGCCAUUAUAUGAACUUCACACAACUCAAACUAUCCACUUGUAGAGUAGUUCAAUUCCAAAUACAUCAUACUGGAACUUGAGUCCUAGCACCUAGUAGUUGCAAUAAAGCAGAAUGUAUUCUUCCUUACCACCAAAUGCAGGCAGAGUGAAGAAUUGGGAUCUCAAGAAGCAAGCCACAAUAAGGAUGACACUGCUUCUUUAUUUGAUCCUACACAUCCUUGCAGCGUCGGCUCAGCAAGAUGAUCACAAUUGGGAGAAGCAAUGGUGCAUAGCAGAUGAGCAAACACCAGAUGAUGUCCUGCAGCAAGCUCUUAACUGGGCGUGUGGUCCUGGUGGUGCAGACUGCACCAUGAUUGAACCAAACAAAUCUUGUUAUCUUCCCAAUACCGUCAGAAACCAUGCAUCCUAUGCCUUCAACAGCUACUGGCAAAAAUUUAAGAAACAUGGUGGUACUUGCUACUUCAAUGCAGCUGCAAUCGUCACCGACCUAGAUCCAAGUCACAAUUCUUGUCAUUUUGAGCUGGCAGCCUGAUAUACUGAUAAACAAAGCACAGAAAGAAGGAAACUUUUCCUGUAUUCCUGGAAUAUCUUCCAUUGAGUCAAAAAAUGAAACUUUCUCUUCGUGAGAGCAUGUUGUUACUUGGAAACAUGGCUGGCUACAGAAGGCAACAGCUCACAUGUUGCUACAUUUUCCAAAUAUUGCAAUUCUGCAUGUCAACUUUACUCAGAACCUAUUUUCAUUUUUCAUCAUGUAUCUUGUUUUAUGUUAACUCAGAACCUAUUUAGUGUUAUA
This is a messenger RNA of Phragmites australis (common reed), 861 nucleotides long. RefSeq names its product glucan endo-1,3-beta-glucosidase 4-like. The transcript is spliced from 3 exons. NCBI's taxonomy places the organism in Eukaryota, Viridiplantae, Streptophyta, Magnoliopsida, Poales, Poaceae. Bases 181 to 600 code for a protein of 139 amino acids. The record is from RefSeq and is a predicted model, not a curated record.